Molecule: messenger RNA, 291 nt
Organism: Zalophus californianus (California sea lion)
Lineage: Eukaryota; Metazoa; Chordata; Mammalia; Carnivora; Otariidae
Product: 60S ribosomal protein L36-like
Exons: 1
Coding region: 1-291 (96 amino acids)
Biological process (GO): cytoplasmic translation
Cellular component (GO): cytosolic large ribosomal subunit; ribosome
Molecular function (GO): structural constituent of ribosome
Source: RefSeq, a predicted model, not a curated record
AUGGCUCUGUGCCGCCCUACGGCUGCGGGUCUCAACAAGGGUCACAAGGUGACCGAGAAUAUGAACAAGCCAAGGCACAGCCACUGCCACAGGCGCCUCACCAAGCGCACGAAAUCCAUGCAAGACACGAUGCGAGAGGUGUGUGGCUUCACCCAACAGAAGCGGUGGGCCAUGGCGCUCCUUGAGGUCUCCAAGGACAAGCAUGCCCUCAGGUUCAUCAAGAAAAGAAUGGGGACACACACUUGUGCCAAGACGAAGAGAGAGGAGCUGGGCAACGUCCUGCAGCCAUGA